Monopterus albus (swamp eel) is the source of this 1273-nucleotide messenger RNA. RefSeq names its product olfactory receptor class A related 2 (gene ora2). Lineage: Eukaryota; Metazoa; Chordata; Actinopteri; Synbranchiformes; Synbranchidae. The record is from RefSeq and is a predicted model, not a curated record. Gene Ontology annotation, molecular function: pheromone receptor activity. Gene Ontology annotation, biological process: G protein-coupled receptor signaling pathway. Gene Ontology annotation, cellular component: membrane.
CAUUGUGACCUAACGCUGGAACCAGUGAACUCGGAGUCACUGAGCCUGGCAUAAAAGCAGAACAACAGAGACCAACACAAUGCCGUCUGAGCUGUUUGUCCGUGGGAUGCUCUAUCUAUCCCUCACUGUUCUUGGAGUCCCAGGUAACACUGCUAUCAUCCUGGCUUUCCAUCUCUUGCUAUAUCAAGAGAACCGGCUCCUCCGAGCUGAUAUUAUUGUCCUGCACCUGGCUUGGGCCAACCUGCUGGUGGUGGGUGUUCGCUGUCUGCUGGAGACCCUGGCAUCCUUCUGUCUGGCCAACAUCUUCGGAGACACAGGCUGUAAAGCUGCGCUCUUUAUCCACAGAACAUCCCGCUCCCUCUCCAUCUGGAUCACCUUUGUCCUAAGUGCCUACCAGUGCCUGAGCCUUGCCCCUCCUGGAUCACACUGGGCCUCUGUCUGUGCCAUGGUAGCUCACAAUCUGAGCUUUGUAUUUCACUUUAUCUGGCUGCUUAACACCUGCGUGAGCUCAACAGCCAUACUCUUCUCCUUCAGCACCCGGAAUAACUCCAUCCCGACAAACAGUGGCAUCAAUAUAGAAUUUUGCUUUCUGCAAUUCCCCUCAAGGUUGUUCAAAGAGGUUAAUGGGGCAGUCCAGGUGGUCAGAGACGUGGUGCCCAUAGCCCUCAUGACCCUAGCCAGUGUGUUGAUCCUGGUCUGCCUUUACAAGCACAGCCAGCAGGUGAAGGGACUCGAUAAUGGGCUUGGGGUGUACACUAUCACUGUGAGGACCUUGAGUUCCUCGCUGCUCUCUGACCUGUGUGUAUUCUUCUCCUCCCUCUAUGCAGCACUAAGCCCUGUGGUCAUUAUUGCAUCUAACAGGAAAGUGAAUGCCAGGCUGAGGUGUGUAGUGCAAAAGAAGGCUACGAGUACAACAACUACAUGAAUCCAAAUGGGAUAACUGAUUGCUCACAGGUCUGCAGAGGAAGCUGAGAUGAUGAGGACUACAUUUUUGUAAAGUCUGGGUCAUACAUGGGUCAUUCUAGUUUUGUAAUAUACUAGUUAAAUAAUGUUGCAUGAUAGGGGUUGGAGGAAAGAUUCUGCUUUCACCCAUACUGGCUUGAGCGAUUGUGAAUUCAUACACUUUUUGUAUUAAAACAUUUUUAUUUUUGAGACUUUAAAGACAAAUUGUAACAACUUAUGAGUGUUUAACACCUGUAGCUUUGGAUGUCCCCCUAAGCUACAGGUGCGUCCCCUUCCCCCUGGGUGGGGGGAGAAGGGGGAGGGGAUGCUG